CGGGACGCCACGUCAGCACCGCGGCCCGUGCCGAAUCUGCCGAUUCACGAUCGCAAGAAUGUCUCCUUUCAUUUUGACUAAAAGUCAAAGCCCAACAGAGUCCCGGCGACGCCGUGCCGUUUUCGGAGCUGCUUCGUACUAGGAAAGCCCCCACGUGAGGAGACGGCGCUUCGCUGUCCAUUCCGCCUCCCGCUCCUGCUCCCGCCGCCGCCGCGCCGAAAUGCCCGCACUCUCCCUCCGCUCCCCCGCGGCGGGCCCCGUGGAUUCGAGGGCAGUGUCGGUAUUUCCGCGGCGAGUGGCCGCAGAGGAUUAGGAUGGAAGAAAAAAGAGCGGCAUUGGCUGAGAAACGGCAAAGAUCGCGCAUUCGAAAUAUUUGCGGCGGACCGCAACAGAAAUGGGGUAUUCAUCGACGAGAGCGAUGACGUCGCCGCCGCCGCCGCCGCCGCCGUCGAAGCCGGUUUGACAUCUCUCCGGUCCGGACUCUCCGUUGCCUCCUCCUCCUCCCUCUCCUCUUCGCCUUGGGGUUUGGGACUGGCGAGCUUCAGGGUAAAACCAACAAGCCAUGCCGACAUUCACAGCAAUAGCUUUGAACAGGCCGUUGGAACCUGGGGCUUUUAAAUUGGUCGAUAAAGCAGUCGACACUUCAAGCUCUUCUCCUAAUGCUAAGCCACCAAAGCCCAACCCAGUGUUGGAGUCGAAGCUAGAGAGGCGUAACAGUGUACCGGCCAUUGGAAGGAAAAUUCAGCUGCCUCGGCUAAGGCCGUCGCUGUAUGCCACUCCUGAGGUGACCCCUCUUCCCGACUCACCUUCCUCGCUUCCUUCUUCGUCCCCUUACAUCAUCAAUCACAAGCGGCGUGGGCCAAGACUCCUGAAGAGUUUCUCACUGGACAGUGCUUCCUCUCACCACAAGGUCCUAGAUGAAGAGAAGUCCAAUGGCAACAUCAAAGAUGCAGAAACUUGUUGUCUUGCUAGUGAAGAGGAUGUGGCUGUCACAUCAAAAUUUUAUCAACAUAUUGCGGAUAGGCAUGUGAUUGGGGCUGAUGAAAGUGAAGUCGCAACCUGCAAGGACUUAAAGAACAGGGUUUUGAAUGCUGGAACUGGUAGUUUGAGCUGCCAAAUUGUGGAGGAAAAUGUUUCUGCUAAGCCUGUUGCACUGGCUACUGAAAUUGAGGGGAAUAGUGAAAAUUUCUGUCAUCCUUGGGAUUCCUCUAGUCAUACAGGUAACACUGAUGGAGAGGAAAAUCGCAUGACAGAAUAUCUUUUGAAGUUUGAAACUCCUGUGGUGGAGUUUUUUGAUGCUUGGGAAGAGUUGUCAUCUGAGGGUGGAGCGCUGUUUUCUCGUCGUGAUCUUGAGGAGGAAUUACGUGAGAUUAGGUUGAGUUUAUUUAUGGAAAUAGAGAAGCGCAAGCAAGCAGAGGAAGGUUUGGCCAAUUUGCAAAGCCAGUGGCAAAGGAUCAAGCAUGAGCUAUCCUCCAUGGGACUGACACUGCAUGCAGGUCCAGACAUGGCAUGUGAACAGUUGGAGGUCGAUUCCCUCGAAGAGUUGUUGCAACGAGUUUUUCUUGCACGUUUUGUAUCAAAUGCCGUUGGGAGGGGCAUUGCAAGGGCAGAAGUGGAGUUGGAGGUGGAAGCUCAGGUCAAGGAAAAGAAUUUUGAGAUUGCCCGAUUGUUGGAGCGGCUUAACUAUUACGAGAUUGUGAAUCACGAGAUGUCCCAGAGGAACCAGGAAGCUUUUGAGAUGGCUCGGCGACUCAAGCAAAGAAGGAAAAGACGGCACAGAUGGAUUUGGCGUUCUAUAGCAGGUGCUAUAUCACUUGGUACUGCAGUGUUGGUGUGGUCGUACCUCCCAGCAGGACAAGGGUCCUCCACCACUAGCCAUUCUCUGGCUAUUGCGCAAAGCAAUGAAGCCAAAUAGUGAAUCCCUUCUUUUGAACUUGACAAAGUUGCAAAAGGGAAGGGUGCUCAACUCUGUGAAUAUGAUUUUUUGAACUUUGUCGAUGCAUCGUCCAACAAAUAAUACGAGAAACUUAUGCUGUUGCCAUGCACCAUCUGGAGGCUGAUGAAGGGUGUGAUUAUUUUUCAAGAGAUCACACCCAGUUCAUGUGCUUUCUGGGAUGCACGAGACAGGUGGCCAUUGUGUUCCAGAUGUGGCUUUGGAAGGAAGGUUUCAGCACAGGACAAUAGUACGGAUUCGUGCUAGUUAUUGCUGCGAUUCUAGAAAAAUUUGUGGAAGGAUUAUGAGCUAGAGUGGCUGGUCAAGGUGUUCCGGCUAUUGUUUCAAGAUGCUUUUACGUUGUAUGUGUUGUCAAAAUCUUCUUAAGUUCUCACCUGACGUUUGGCUCGUGGAACAGAAUAAGGCAGAAAUUGAAUGCUAUUCCACAAAAAUCAAACAGAGCAGAAAUAUCAACAGGAUACACAUUCCUU
This is a messenger RNA of Syzygium oleosum, 2424 nucleotides long. RefSeq lists its product as uncharacterized. The transcript is spliced from 4 exons. Lineage: Eukaryota; Viridiplantae; Streptophyta; Magnoliopsida; Myrtales; Myrtaceae. The record is from RefSeq and is a predicted model, not a curated record. Bases 563 to 1915 code for a protein of 450 amino acids.